AGGUCGCGCAAGUCCCCCAAGAGCAUCAUCAAUCGUGAAAAUUUAGGUUUUUAUGUGCGUAACCCUUGGUUGGAGGAAAGCGUAAAGUGACGUCACCCUUGGUCGUUGUAAGAAAACGUAAAUUGACGUCACCCUUGGUUGGAGGAAGAGCAAAUUAGUAUCCUCUCGGACAGUACGACCACGCCCAGCCCUUCGCUCCUGCAACAGAACGACUGCGACGUGCAGCCUAUGUGGUUCCGCAGGUGGCCGUGGCACGAGCGGCUGGUUACUGCUUAGUAGGGAGACAACAUGAACAUAAUCUCCACCGCUGCAGCUAAUAAUAUUCCACCCGAGGAUGGUCCUCUGUGUGGUCUUCUCGGCGAGGAGGUCGACACAUCUCCUUCUCCUUUUUAGUAGGAAGACAACUACACGGCACACUUCUGUGUCUCCUUAGUAGCCGACACAUCUUCGCGGCGUUACUUAGUAGGAAGACAACUACAUCAACACCUCCUUCUCCACCGGUGCAGCUAAUCUGGUAACCAAAGCGUGCGCGGUAGGCUUCGCGCUGAUUGGGGCGGUUCGCACGCAUUUGGUUACCAAUAUCGCCCUCCGGGCGCGACCUCAAUAUUCCACCCGAGGAUGGUCCUCUGUGUCUUCUCGGCGAGGAGGUCGACGGCAACGUUCUUUCCCCGCACUGCCGGGGGCACCAGCUGCACCGCAGUCGUUGUUGCACGGCGCUUCUGUAGUUCACUCCUUCUUUUCUUGUUCCUCGGAACUACGCAGAAGGUGCUACUGUUUACCAGAGCGACCACUACUUUCCGGGACGAAGGAAGUACAAGUAGCCGAAGCGACGCGCAGGCCGGCAAGAAAACGACAACCACCACGAGGACACACGACGAACACGAAGAGCAGAAGCUGCCAAGAACUCGUGGGCGGCCCACAACAGCCCCGGUGGCCGAUGACUUUUUUGACGAUGAUGUUCGUGCAGGCGACGAGAAAAACGUGAAAACUCGUGCGCGUGCAAGUUCUUACACAACUUAUCUGCACGGAGAUGCCGUCUUCGACAUCGAAGAAUAUGCAUUGCAAAUAUGUCUGGGUCUGGAACAAUGAUGCGAACUUGUCAUGCGCAUUUCAAAUCGCACGAAGAAUCUGUCAUGCGCGGACAGCAAAAGUGGCCGACUUUGAUGUGUCACCGAAAUAAGAGGGGAAGGAUCAGGCAUUGAGAUACCUUCUCAAGACCUGUAAUGCCAGGGCCUCCAACAUGCGGACAUUUUGUGUCACGGGAAAACAGCAUGACAAACUUCUACGGUCUUCCAGACCCACACAUAUUUGCAUUUGAUAAAGAAAGCAGGACACCCAUCAAGCAUGCCGCUACGCCAGCAGCGUCCGGGCGCGCCGCUCUUGAAGUUGGAGCAGCAGGUACUGGAGGCAUAGAAGAUGCUUAUCAAAGGCAAAAAUGUCUGGGUCUGGAAACUUGUGAUGCAAGGAAGGGAAUAUUCAAUAUUGAGCACACUGUAAUGCGCAGCACCCCAGCAUGACAAGUUUUUCCGUGGUUCAGAGUUGCGUACCCCGCAUGAGAAGCUGCGUUUUUGCAUGACAGACAAGAGGACCUCUUCGCGGGCACGCAAUACAGAGUUUAGAGUCAUGCCAGACUAGCAUGACAAAUCUCGCAAUCUCCCAGACCCAGACAUAUUUGCAGUUCAUAAUGCUCCAGGAAGAACAACCUCCGCCGUGGACGAGGAAGGGGAAGAUGAGAUUCUCGAAAAGCGUGCUGAUGAAGGUGCCGACGUCCUCACGUCUGAGCACCCGGAACAUGAUGCGCAGCAAGAAGCGAAGCCGGAGAUGAUGAAGCAAGAGCGGUCUGCUCUACUUGAGGGCGAACGUGUAGUUGUUAAAAACACCCAGCAUCACCAUCCGAAUCUCCGGGGCGGUAGACCUGCAAGUAGUGGUAGCAGCUUAGCAACAUCGUCAAGGGCGGAGGUCACAUCAAGUUCUAUGGUAGCGCUACAAGAGGUAGUAGUGCGGCAGAUUGAUGAAGAAAAAUCUUCUUUCCUGAAUUCAACGGCGUCAUCAAAAUCGUCGGCAGAAGGUGAAAAAAGCGAUGAACUUUUUAAGUCGUCGGACUUUGUGCAAAAGACUGCUGGAUCCGUCGUGAACACCCGCUUGAGCAGCUCCGGAGAGACGACCAAGAUGAAAGCAAAAGAAAAAGAACAGCUACUACACCAAGAAAAACAACAGCAGCGUACAACGGUGCAAGUCGGAGACCUGCUAGGAUGUGUGUGCAGUGCGGGAGGACCUUCGUUCUCUUUGCCCGAGGCCUUCCUCCGCCAUAAUCCGUGGGCGCGUGUUGAACCGGUUUGCAAGCCGCCGGCCUUCUGCCCCAUAUUUGGGCGACCCUACUACGUCCCGUGGAACGCUCCAGUCUCCCUCGUGGACCAGUUUGGCAAAAGCGCAGGGUUAUUGAAAGCCGCGAAAGAUAACAAUGGCCUGUUCACGUCGCUCAACAGUCUACUAUCACGAUAUCUCCUCGGACUAGAAGAAGAACCCCCGAGAACGGGCGGCCGCUCGCCUGGUGGUGUUGAAGCCGCCGCACAAUCAUCCCCGAGAAAUAAAGUAGCAACUACCUGGCGACAACGCGCGCAGGCGCUGGUCGAGGCCGCGCAGUCUCGAAUCUUCUCGACUCCUACAGAUGUCGUGGACGGACAUGUGGAGCAGUUAUUUCGAGAGCUUGAUGCGGAGUUCGACGCGGAAGUAUCAAAUGCAAAAAUGUCUGGGUCUGGAAGGAUGCAAGGUUUGUCAUGCACGGUUUGCAUGACUCCUGAUGUCUGCGAUGCAUGCCCUAGCAUCACAGAUCUUGUGAGGGCUUUCUGAUGGUGCCUAUACCGUAUGAGAAAUGCCCUCUCGCCGGGGCCAAAACCAGACCUCUUUUGCUGUUCAUGCAAUACAGAUUUUUGGAUAAUGCAGACGCAGCAUGACAAGUUGCAUUCUUCCAGACCCAGACAUUUUUACAGUUGAUAGGAAGAGGGGUUAGACGAUGGACUCGACGUGGUUGACCCGAGGCUGCUUGAAAACCCCCCGCCCGGAGCUUUGGUCAGCCCGGUUGCCGCGGUCUUUGACUUGGACGAGGUGGAUUCCGACGGGAGGGGAACGGGGCUGCGUGGCCGCUGGGACUCGCCGACCAACGCGGACCCGUUUCUGCUCCGCUUCACUCCAGACCUCGACGUCCCGCACUCGCACUACAGAAUGUCCAGAGUCACGCAGUUCUCGGAGUUGUUCCCGCACGACGUCUACCAAGUGCAAAAAUGUCUGGGUCUGGAAGAAUGCAACUUGUGAUGCUGCAUUUGGAUUCCAAGAAAAUUUGUAUUGCAUGAGUACCAAAGGGAAUGCAGUUUUUGCUACGGCGCUGAGAAGACAUUUGUCAUGCGGAAUAGGCACCAAGAAGGCCUCAAAACAUCUGUAUUGCUAGGGUAUGCAUCACAGACAUCAUGGCUCAUGCAAAACGUGCAUGACAAGUGUCAGAAUCUUCCAGACCCAGACAUUUUUACAGUUGAUAACGUCGCACAGCGCACCCCCAGAAGAUCACCUCCCGCCGCGGAACAAGCGGACCCUGGAAAAGGAAAUUUGCAUUCCCGUAGAGAUAAUAAAUCGAAGCAUCGAAGCAUGCUUGACGUAUCAUUUUCAAGUGAUAUUACGGCAUAUGGUGACGUUUUUGUGUAUUUUUUAUUGCAAGGAAAAAUCCCCCCGUCCCAUAUCAAAACGAAAUUUCUGAUGCUGGAUUUGUGUACACAGACCAGCUGCAGGAAGGCACUCUUGCGGCCAGAUCCCCAGGCUAGGUAGGGGCGUAUGAGUCUAGUUCUUCAGCAUGGCAGACGGCUCCCCUUUAAGCCCGCCAGCGUGGCAAAUCGCUUCCCUAAUGGGGCGGAAGCUUCUGCCCUUGUCGUCUUCCAAGACACACUUGAUUUGUGGCCUCAAAUCAGGAGCACAAAUUUUCGGAAACAUAGGUUUUCAAUAUGGGGAGGGGGGAUUUUCCAUUUUGAUACUUUUCCAGUAUUAUUUCCGCAUGGGAUUUUGCGACUUCUGCAGAUCGAGCUGUCUUCGAGGCGCCGCCACGGCUUCACAACAUGUGCUAUCCCACGAAAAGAGUGUAGUUUCACUGUAAGGAUUUUGCAAGUUGUUUUGCAUGAGAAGUUUGAUGUUCUACAUGGCGAAGAAAAUUUGCCAUGCGAGGUUGUUCCUAAGGGAAAUAAACACAACUAUAGAAUCAAUUCCCUGUCUUGCAUGUGUAGUAGCACGACAAACACUUCUAUAGAUGCAUUACAAGUUUACCCUGAAGUAACAGUUUUUUCCUGCGAUAUGUGUGUUGAGUCGUGUAUUCUGUACAUGUACGAAUACGUGACCGGGGGGGACGCGCCGGAAGACAAGAAAACAGAUGAUCCUGCCUAUCAAAAAGAAAAAUCCCCCUCCCCCAUAUCGAAAACGAAAUUUGUGAUGCAGUAUUUGAGUACAGUCUGACUCAUGAUCAGUAUUCUUGAUCAUGCUUACAGUACACAAAUUGUCUUGCUGGAGAGGACUGCAGACCCAUAUCAAGCCUGAGGAGAGAGGCUUUGACUUAGGCGCUUAGCAUGAAAAGCGUCCGUGAUGUUGGCUCAACAGCAUGACAAACCGGCUCCAUAAUGGGACGGAAGCUGCUGCCCUUGUCUUCUUGCAACACAAACGUGAUUUGUGACCUCAAAUCAGUAACACAAAUUUUCGAAAGCCUACCUCUUCAAUAUGGGGAGGGGGGAUUUUUCCUUGCGAUACUGCCAUGGUGCGCGCGCUCCUCCGGGUACAUGGAGCGCUCGUGCGGUACGCCGAAGAUCCUGAGUCUCCCGGCGCCGUCUCCAAAGUGGGGUUUUUUGGCGACCCAGACGCUGUGGCGGCAGUUCUACACGCUCGGGAGCCAGGAGCAGCUCCCUGAAGUUGAUUUUAGGAUGAUCUUGGUGUCCUCUUCACCCCCACGACACGCCUGCCGGAUAGUAGUCACAGCGAGCACAAUGUUGAGGUUGACCCUAUAACCGUGGGAACAGCGAUCGCGAUAGUCAUGUUGUAGCAGACUGGUGGUGUGUAGCUGUACUACUGCGACACACGAUGAAUAAACAAUUAAAAAAAAAAAUGAAAAAAAACUUAAAAAAGUCCAAAAAAAUCAAGAUACUUGUAAAAAAAACCCACGACAAGGAUUCAGAUGCGCUUCAACUAAUAUGGUCACACGAGGACGAUACCCCGCCGACACUUCGCGGAUCUUUCUUAUACUAACUGCAUGCAAGGAUGAGGGGAAAGCGCCCUUGUCACCUAUACAGCUUUUCUUUGCUGUUCUUGUGCACGAGAUGCAAUAGAAAUACUUGAAUGCAAGGUCCAUUUUGAUGUAUCUCACUGCCCGUCGUUUUCAGGCAAUGGUCUUCGGUGAGUUUUUUGCUGGGAUCAUGGUGCAAGCGAAGCAUCGUUUAUUGCGCAGUAACCAGUCUCGGACUAGAGCUGUUGCUAGCAUGCUCCUCAGAUCAAUGAGAUCCAUGAACUAGGUCACAGAACACCGGUAGGUGUAGGAUGUAAAUACAGGGGUCACACUAGUAGGAUCACAGGGAUCACACACAGGACACCACUAGAGUGGUGAGGAUGACACCAAUGGAAUCAUGUGAAACAUGUACACAGUGCCAGAAUGGCUUCUGGUCUUCGGGCCAGUAGCUGUAAGAAUCAAUUGCCCUG
Molecule: messenger RNA, 5718 nt
Organism: Amoebophrya sp. A120
Lineage: Eukaryota; Dinophyceae; Syndiniales; Amoebophryaceae
Source: the annotation of a GenBank genome assembly